Amphiprion ocellaris (clown anemonefish) is the source of this 2250-nucleotide messenger RNA. RefSeq lists its product as uncharacterized. The record is from RefSeq and is a predicted model, not a curated record. NCBI's taxonomy places the organism in Eukaryota, Metazoa, Chordata, Actinopteri, Pomacentridae. The transcript has 2 exons. The coding region runs from base 446 to 1270 and encodes 274 amino acids.
GGGUCUGAUUCACUCCUCAAACUGUGGGUUUCUGAGAGGACAUUAAGCUAGUACAUUUGCCAUUUGGAAAGAAGUCAGAGAGUGAACACAUUUAGGUAGAAUUAAGUUUAGAUAGAUUUAGUUACAUUUCAUACACUAAAUAACACUCAUAGAUACAUACAUAUAGAUUCACACAUACACAACACAUUCAUUCAUUUAUAGAAACACACUACACAUAUAGUAGAAUAGGUUAUAGAUAGGUACAUAGAGAGUAGUUUGAGUGGUUGAAAGAGUGUCCUGUGAGUUGUGAGAGUGCAAGGUGUCUAUCUGAGCUCUACCUGUCCAGAGGAGACCCGUUCACCUACUGGGCAUCACGUCAAACUGUAUCCAAACCUCUUCAGGAUGGCCAAAAAAUAUCUCCUCAUGCCAGCAACAUCUGUGCCAUGUCUGAUCUUCUGAUGCCAACAUGCCCAAAGACAGCCAAGCCAAGAGGCUGCAAAACCGCAACGCCAUGCGACUUGCUAGAGCAGCCGAGUCAGAGGAAGCUCGAGAAGCUCGUCGAGCUCGUGAUAGGUUGCGUCAGAGACUCACUCGAGCAACCGAGUCAGACGAAGCUCGAGAAGCUCGUCGAGCUCGUCAAGCUCAUGAUUGGUUGCGUCGCAAACGAGCUCGAGCAGCUGAGUCGGACGAAACUCGAGAAGCUCGUCAAGCUCGUGACCGUUUGAGUCGCAGAUACGCUCGAGCAGCCGAGUCGGAGGAAGUGCGAGAAAUUCGUAGAGCUCGAGAUCGGUUGAAUCGUAGAUUUGCUCGAGCGACGGAGUCAGAAGAAGCUCGAUACCUUCGCCUGGCCAACAACGCUGCCUCCAAAGCCAGACGCCUUGCCGCUGAGUCCUACGAAGAACGUUACGCCCGUCUGGCUGACAACGCGGCACGGCAGGCCAGACGCCGAGCGGCCGAGUCUUACGAGGAGCGACGCGCUCGACUCGCAAGAAACGCCGCACGCCAGGCCAUGCGACGAGCUGCACGGUCAGAGGAAGCUGGAGACGCUGGACUGUCCGGAGACGCCGUCAGUCAGGAGACAUGGACAGCAGCUGACCAGUACCACCUCAACCAGUACCACCACCAACAGUCCUUCCAGCUGGAGCUGCAGGAGGAAGAUGGAGAAAAGCUCAUGCUGGUUCCCUUUCCAAAGUGUUCCCACUGCGGCGCCCUCGUCUGGAAGGCACUUCCUGUUUCUUCUGCUGAGGCAGCAGCUUCCUGUGAGACGCUGCUCUGCCACGACCACCAGUAGACCUCUGCUGCUCCAGCUGCAGGAUUCACAGGAGAACCGUCAGACCUGGAACCCGAGGAACUAAUGAGGAUGAACUGAAGCUGGGUCCUUCCGGGACUUGUUGCUGCUCAUCUCCUGACUAAACAAAGACAGUCAUAUUUCAUAUUUCAGAACCUGGACAUUCCUGAUCCUCCUGAAGCUCUGAUGGAAAUAUUUCUACAUCUGCUGCUGAUUUCUGGUUCCCCGCACAUGAAGCAUUAGAAUCACCAGAGUUCAGACUGUUCCACAAACAGUUCAGCAUCAGCUGUCAACACCUCCACUGUUCUAGAUCUAGAUUAUUAUCAGGAGGCUCCAUGUCUGUUAGAGCUCUACAUAGAACCAGGAAACUGACACACUAGAACAUCUGGAGCAGGUUGCUGGUCUCAGAUCAGCUGCAGAUGUUUCAUACAGCUGCUUUUCAGUCUGUUCUUAUUCCAGAUGUUUCAUACAGCUGCUGUUCAGUCUGUUAUUAUUCCAGAUGUUUGAUGAAGCUCUUAUUCUAGAUGUUUCAUAAAGCUGCUGUUCAGUCUGUUAUUAUUAUUCCAGAUGUUUCAUACAGCUGCUUUUCAGUCUGUUCUUAUUCCAGAUGUUUAUUGAACUUGUUCUUAUUCCAGAUGUUUAUUGAACCUUUUCUUAUUCCAGAUGUUUGAUGAACCUGUUCUUAUUCCAGAUGUUUGAUGGACCUGUUGUUAUUCCAGAUGUUUAUUGAACCUGUUGUUAUUCCAGAUGUUUAUUGAACCUGUUGUUAUUCCAGAUGUUUAUUGAAGUUGUUCUUAUUCCUGAUGUUUAUUGAAACUUUUCUUAUUCCAGAUGUUUGAUGAACCUGUUCUUAUUCCAGAUGUUUGAUGGACCUGCAGCAGGUCUGUGGGUUAAACGUGUUGAACUGAUGUCGGUUCCGUUUCUCGUUGUGUGAUUCUGUUCCACCAGUGGUGAAUAAAGUUUAAAUGUGGAACCUUCCUGUA